Molecule: messenger RNA, 3282 nt
Organism: Emys orbicularis (European pond turtle)
Lineage: Eukaryota; Metazoa; Chordata; Testudines; Emydidae
Gene: ADCY3
Product: adenylate cyclase 3
Exons: 21
Coding region: 1-3282 (1093 amino acids)
Biological process (GO): adenylate cyclase-activating G protein-coupled receptor signaling pathway; cAMP biosynthetic process; intracellular signal transduction
Cellular component (GO): plasma membrane
Molecular function (GO): adenylate cyclase activity
Source: RefSeq, a predicted model, not a curated record
AUGCCCGGGAACAGGGCCUUCUCUGAGCCGGAGUACUCGGCCGAGUACUCGGCUGACUACUCGGUCAGCUCAUGCCUCUGCCUGCCACGUUUCAUGCGGCUCACCUUCGCCCCCGAGUCCCUGGAGAACCUCUACCAGACUUACUUCCGCCGGCAGCGCCACGAGACCCUCUUGGUGCUGGUGGUCUUCGCUGCCCUCUUCGACUGCUAUGUCAUUGUCAUGUGUGCCGUGGUCUACACCACGGACAAGCUGGCCCCCAUCCUGGUGGCCUCCGUGGGCCUGGCCGCCGAUAUCUUGCUCUUCGUCCUAUGCAAGUACGGGCUCCUGCCGGACCGCAUCUCCCGCAAGUUCCUGCCCUAUGUCCUCUGGAUUCUCAUCGCUGCCCAGAUAUUCUGCUACCUGGGCCUCAACUUUUCCCACUUCCACGAGGCCAGUGACACAGUGGGCUGGCAGGCCUUCUUCGUCUUCUCCUUCUUCAUCACCUUGCCCCUGCGCCUCACGCCCAUCGUGCUCAUCACGGCCGUCUCCUGCGGCAUCCACACCCUGGUGCUGGGGGUCACCAUCGCUCAGCAGCAGCAGGACUCCAUCAACGGAGAGGCCUUGCUACGGCAGAUCCUGUCCAAUGUCGCCAUCUACCUGUGCGCCAUCACGGUGGGCAUCAUGUCCUACUACAUGGCAGAUCGCAAGCACCGCAAGGCCUUCCUGGAAGCACGGCAGUCUCUCGAGGUCAAACUCAACCUGGAGGAACAAAGCCAGCAGCAGGAACGGCUGAUGCUUUCCAUCCUGCCCAAGCACGUGGCAGAUGAGAUGCUAAAGGACAUGAAGAAGGACCCAAGCCAGAAAGAGAUGCAGCAGUUUAACACCAUGUACAUGUACCGCCAUGAGAAUGUCAGCAUCCUCUUUGCUGACAUAGUUGGCUUCACCCAGCUGUCGUCCUCCUGCAGCGCCCACGAGCUGGUGAAGCUGCUAAACGAGCUCUUCGCCCGCUUCGACAAGCUGGCCGCGAAACACCACCAGCUGCGCAUCAAGAUCCUCGGAGACUGCUAUUACUGUAUCUGUGGGCUGCCGGACUACCGCGAGGACCACGCCGUCUGCUCCAUCAUGAUGGGACUGGCUAUGGUGGAAGCCAUAUCCUACGUGCGAGAGAAGACCAAAACGGACGUGGACAUGCGGGUGGGGGUCCACAGCGGCACGGUGCUGGGUGGCGUGCUGGGCCAGAAGCGCUGGCAGUACGACGUGUGGUCCACAGACGUCACGGUGGCUAACAAGAUGGAGGCCGGCGGCAUCCCAGGGCGUGUACACAUCUCCCAGAGCACCAUGGACUGCUUGAAAGGGGAGUUCGAGGUGGAGCCCGGUGAGGGGGGGACAAGGUGCGAGUACCUGAAGGAGAAGGGGAUCGUCACGUACCUCAUCGUGGUGCCCAAGCAGCCCCUCAAGAAUGGGAUCAAUGGACUGUCCCUGACGUCCUCCCAUGGGAACUCCCCGCUGCUGAUCAACACCAAGGAGUGUAACGGCAGCAUCAACACCACCUGCACCACGCCCGACGAGGCCGAGGAGCUGGACACCAGGGUGGUGAACCCCUCCUUCCCCAACCCCCGGCGCCGGCUGCGCCUGCGCGACCUGGCUGAGAGAGUCGUCGACGCCUCGCAGAACGAGCAGGAGCUCAACAACCUGCUCAACGAAGCCCUGCUGGAGAGGGAGUCUGUGCAGGCGCUGAAGGGGAAAUACACCUACCGCCUCUCCAUGCGCUUCAUCAACCCGGAGAUGGAGACGCGCUACUCCGUGGAGAAGGAGAAGCAGAGCGGGGCCGCCUUCAGCUGCUCCUGCGUGGUGCUCUUCUUCACCGCCCUGGUGGAGAUCUUAAUCGAUCCCUGGCUGGUGGCCAAUUAUGUGACGUUUGUAAUUGGAGAAAUCCUGCUGCUCAUCCUGACUCUCUGCUCUCUGGCAGCCAUUUUCCCCAGGGUAUUUCCCAAAAAACUCGUAGCCUUUUCCACUUGGAUCGAUAGGACCCGGUGGGCCCGGAACACAUGGGCCAUGUCGGCCAUCUUUAUCCUCACCAUGGCCGACAUCGUGGAUAUGCUCAGCUGCCUGCAGUUCUACUCCAGCACCAGCAACACCACCGCAGGGACCCUGCUGGCAGGGGGCUGCGUGGAGGACCCCAAGUAUUACAGCUUCAUUGCCGUGCUGGCCCUCAUCGCCACCAUCAUGCUGGUGCAGGUCAGCCACAUGGUCAAGCUCACCCUGAUGGUCAUGAUCACCGGGGCAGUGGGCGUGGUCAACAUCUAUGCCUGGCAGCAGAUCUUCGACGAGUACGAUAAGGAACGCUUCAAGGAGAACGUGUCCGCCCUGGUCCCCUCCAAGUACUCCAUGACAGUGAUGGUCUUCAUCAUGAUGCUCAGCUUCUACUACUUCUCUCGCCACGUGGAGAAGCUGGCCAGGACGUUGUUCCUGUGGAAGAUCGAUGUCCAUGACCAGAAGGAGCGGGUGUACGAGAUGAGGCGCUGGAACGAGGCUCUGGUCACCAAUAUGCUGCCGGAGCACGUGGCCCGGCAUUUCCUGGGCUCUAAGAAACGGGACGAGGAGCUGUACAGCCAGUCGUACGACGAAAUCGGCGUCAUGUUUGCCUCCCUCCCAAACUUUGCUGACUUCUACACGGAGGAGAGUAUCAACAACGGCGGGAUCGAGUGCCUGCGCUUCCUCAACGAGAUCAUCUCGGACUUCGACGCGCUCCUGGACGAUCCCCAGUUCCGAAGCAUCACCAAGAUUAAAACUAUUGGAAGCACCUACAUGGCUGCUUCUGGAGUGACCCCCGAUGUCAAUACCAAUGGCUACAACACCACCAUAAAGAAAGAGGAGCUCUCAGAGAAGGAGCGUUGGCAGCACUUAGCUGAUUUGGCCGACUUUGCCUUAGCCAUGAAAGUGACCCUGAUGAACAUUAACUACCAGUCCUUCAACAACUUCAUGCUCCGAAUAGGCAUGAAUAAAGGGGCAGUGCUGGCAGGAGUGAUCGGCGCCCGCAAACCACACUACGACAUUUGGGGGAACACGGUGAACGUGGCCAGCAGGAUGGAGUCAACGGGCGUGAUGGGGAACAUCCAGGUGGUGGAGGAGACCCAUCUCGUCCUGAAGGAGUACGGCUUCCGCUUUAUGCGCCGGGGGGCCAUCUACGUCAAAGGCAAAGGGGAGUUGCUGACCUUCUUCCUGAAGGGCCGGGAGAAGCAGGGCUCUUUCGUCAAUGGCUCCUCAGUGACUCUUCCACACCAGGUGGUCGACAGCUCAUGA